This is a messenger RNA of Pseudogymnoascus destructans, 932 nucleotides long. RefSeq lists its product as uncharacterized. Lineage: Eukaryota; Fungi; Ascomycota; Leotiomycetes; Thelebolales; Thelebolaceae. Gene Ontology annotation, molecular function: protein-disulfide reductase activity. The record is from RefSeq and is a predicted model, not a curated record. The transcript is spliced from 3 exons. The coding region runs from base 26 to 796 and encodes 256 amino acids.
CUUUGCGGUAAGAAGCUUAGCGCCGAUGAUCCUGGCCUUCCUACAACCGUCACAUCUCACCACCUUGCCAAUUGCUCUGAGCUUUGAAACCAAUACCAACGGCCCAACGACAUUUGUACUCGUUAACAAAUUUGAAGUCAAAAUGCCUUCAACAGUGAGCAUCGGCUCAGCGGCAGAGUUUGCUAGCAUCCUCAAGUCAUCUAGUGUUGUUAUCACUGACUUCUACGCCGAUUGGUGCGGACCUUGCAAAACCAUCUCUCCAGUAUUCGAAUCACUCUCUACCAAAUUCUCAAAGCCCCGCGCCAUUACCUUCACCAAAGUCAAUGUGGAUAAUCAACAGGAGAUUGCCCAAAAGUAUGGGGUCAGCGCAAUGCCCACCUUCCUCAUCUUCCGCAAUGGUUCGGUGAUUAAGACUCUUCGUGGUGCAGACCCUCGUGGCCUCACCUCUGCUGUCGAGGAGGCCGUUAAAAUGGCCGCGCCUGCAUCUCCACUCUCAACACCAGGUCGAACACUCGGUGGAACCCCUCUUCCAGGUCGACCUGCCCAAUCGCUACAGCGCCCUGUGUCUUGGAACGUCCGAAAUUUUAUCAAUGCUGUCAUCGCGUUUUUGGGACUUUACUUCACAAGUCUGUUCUCUUUUGACGCUUAUAAGGCCGCUGAGGACAGCGCAUGGAAUGUGAAUAGCGUUCCACCGUCCGGCGGGCCUGGAGCCUGGGUUAGGGGAAGGAAAGUAGGCGGAAGCGCCCCGGCGGCAGGAAGCGCUGGUAGGAGAGUAGGCACGCUAUCCGACCUCUAAGUGUGAGACUGAGUGAAUGCGAUGGAUUGGCGUCAGCGGCGUUAUGCUUGUGGGUGGGAUAUAAUUUAAGAUUAUUAGGUUGUGUUAUAGGCACUAUCAUUUGAACAUUUGAGCGUCUUUGAGCAUUAUCAUUAAU